CCAAUCGCUUCGACGAGUGAACAUGUCUCCUUCGCUGCGAUUCCUGCCUUUCAACGCAUCGUUCGUAAUCCUUCUCAGCCGGACGAGAACAAUCCCGAUCCGUUCCAUACCGAUGCUACCCAUUCGUCCACGGCCUCCGUUACACGCCACAACACAUCGACACCAUUCUUCCUCCUCUAUCUGCUCGUAUCAUGGCUCCACACCCAUUUCCACCUUCCUUUUGCAGCAUGCAACGUUGUUCUACUGGUUGUUGUCAAUAUUCUUCGGUCUGCUGGUGUCAUCAUUCCCCCCUACCCAAAGCCAUAUCAGACACUCGGCUCUGUGACCUCCAAUCUCGGCGUAGAACCUGUUUUUCAGACUCUUCCGGUCUGCAGUAGCUGUCUGGAGGUAUAUCCUACCACUGUAUUGCACGAUACGCUCUGUUCUCGCUGUUCGCAACCGCUUUUUAAGACUGCUCGCCGGCUCGACCGUCGUGCCACACCCGACGCCACACUUCAUCGUCCUUUGCUCCAGUUCCCAAUGAAGUCCAUUGAGGCCCAGCUUCGAGAAAUACUAGAGAUACCGGGUAUGGAGGAUACUGUUGAUCACUGGCGGAUGAAAUCGCGUACACCGGGCGUAUAUACCGAUAACUUCGACGGCAACAUCUGCAAGACCAUCCCGGGUAUCGAUCACAGGCCUUUCUUCGAGAACCCUCUACCUUCAGGAUGCAGUGAGCUGCGCAUAGGCCUUAGUCUGGGUGUGGACUGGUUCUCGUACUUGCGUAGCCAGAUCUCCCCAUCUCACUCGUCCUGCCCAAUGUCGUUCAACAUCAUCAACUUGCCUCCUCAUCUGCGGUAUCGUGUGGCGAACCUUCUCCUCUCGGGAAUUAUGCCCGGACCAAAGGAACAAGAUCCUGACCAAGUCCAGCGCUUCAUUCGUAUAUUCGUCAAUGAGCUCAUCCGACUCUGGGAGUCCGGUUUCGUUAUGAGCACACCCAAGUAUCCGGAGGGGCGUCUUAUCAGGGUGAUCCUGGUAUGUGUCAUCUGCGACAAGCCGGCCGCUCACAAGCUAGGGGGCUUUGGCUCGCAUAGCCACACAUUCUUCUGUACGAAGUGUUGGAUCAAGCAGUCAGAUAAACGAACCACAGCAGCGUAUGAGAAGAACGCUUUUCCCCGACGUACUCAUGAAGAACAAGCCCGCUAUGCACAAGAGUAUGCACAAUGCGCAUCUCAGUCAGCUCGUGAUGAAUUUGUGAAGCACUUCGCAUCACGGUGGUGCGAACUCGUACGACUUCCGUACUUUGAUCUUUGUCGUAUGAUCAUCAUCGAUCCUAUGCAUAAUCUUCUUCUUGGUCUCGUCAAGACGCACUUCUACCAUGUAUGGAUACAGCUGAAGGUCCUUCGGAAGACGAAGGAGUUACGCAGACUGCAUGACAUUCUUUCCGAGUUGAAGAUUCCGACAUACGUUGGUAGGCUCCCUGCGCUAAUGGGCGAGCCUGCUGGUGGUUCUCUCACGGCGGAUCAAUGGCUGGUGGCGGCUACUGUCGUCCUUCCUCUCGUAAUGCCCCAAAUCUGGGACGAAUACUGCACUGGUGACCCAGAAACAAUUCGUCUGCAGCGUUUGGGAGAUAUCCGAGACGGCAUUGAGAAGAGGAAGGCUGAGCAAGCUGCUGCAAGGAAGGCUCGCGCGGAAGCAAAGGCGCAGGAGGCUAUGGCAAAUGCUCGUCGUACAGGACGCAAACGCAAACAUGAUCCUCAAGCCGUACCUCUAGACUCUGGUGCGGUCGAGGUGGAGGACGAUAUCUUUGCUGGCCGUGAUGACGAUGACAACGACGACGGACAAUCAUCUACCCGUCCUCCCAACCUUCACCCCGAUGACCCGACCCACUUUUUGAUGCUGUCAUCCGCUUUGAAGCUCUUACUUGCCGACGAGAUUACUACUGCGGAAAUUGAGGAGAGCGACAGACUUCUACGAGAGUACAAUGUCAAACUCUUGCAUCUUUACGGGCCAGAGGUCAUGCGCCCAAAUCACCAUUACUCAACCCACGUACCCGAAUGCAUCUAUGAUUUCGGUCCCUUGCAUUGCUUUUGGACCUUUCUAUUUGAGCGUAUCAAUAAGGUACUAAAGAGCUAUAAUAGCUCAAAUCAUGCUGGUGGAGAGCUCGAGACGUCCUUCUUUCGAGAGUUCCAUCGCACCGUCCAACAGUCACGCAUGGCUACAUCUUACCCCGGCGCCAACAGCUUCAUUCAGCAAAGUAUCAGUCAGAUGUAUCACGCUACUGCUGAUGAUCGCGGCACAGUUCAGGCUCUAGCGCGAGAGCUUGAUGAGGCCAACAAAGAUGGCAACGUUGGAUUCCAGCUCUCAACGCGUUCCCUUACAGCUUUCAUGAACUCAGAUCUCUACGAGGAGGUCUUUUCCCAUUUCUCUUUACGUCUCCCCUUCCCUGUUCGUUCCCACAUCAUGACCGGCGUAGAGGUCCCUAUUCUUCCCACUGCGACGUUCUUCGACUAUGUUGUCAUCAAUGAACGUCGGUAUUGGGCUUCGACUCGUAACAAUGGCGAAGGAAACUCACUUGUUGCUGUUGCAACGAGUUCAACUGAGAUAUUUGUUGGCCAGCUGACUGAGAUAUUUGUCCUCCAGCAGAAGAGCAUCGGGGGGACUUAUCGUUUUGGCCGGGUACGGUGGCUGGUCCCCGCAUCAAUUGAUACCUCACGGAGCGCAUGGUCUGGCAUCUGGUGCGUUCUCUUGUUUUUGCUGCUUUAUCUAACAACUGCACUUAUAUUAUCACAUGUAUUCAGCACGUCAGAUAUGCAAGUCAGCCUGUGGAAAGCAAACACGUUCCAAGAGACCAAGACUAACGAGAAAUACGCGGAAGACUCGAGUCAGGCCCCGGGAAGCUUCACCAAAGGUCUCCCGACCAAAACUCGUCGAAUCGGGGGUAAAAUAUGCUAA
Molecule: messenger RNA, 2931 nt
Organism: Stereum hirsutum FP-91666 SS1
Lineage: Eukaryota; Fungi; Basidiomycota; Agaricomycetes; Russulales; Stereaceae
Exons: 11
Source: RefSeq, a predicted model, not a curated record